CUGUCUCAUUCUGGAACAUUCUGGUACUUAGUAUAUGUAGGUGGAGUCCCUUUUCCCUGUGCCACCAUCCUUCCUCCUCAGUCCUCCUGUCUUGCAUGUGCUUCCACACACUGCACAUACGUGCAUAUGCCCCCACACCUGCAUUCUGAAGCUCCCCACCCCAUCCCACAAGCUGGCCAUUCUCCAGGACCAACAUGCUGGGUGAGCAGAAAAGAGGAAGCAAUGCUGAUUCUCACUGGUGCGCUCUUAUCUGCAGUCCUGAAAUUCACAGUCCAGUUAAACACCAAGGGUGAUAACUCUCUGAAGCCUCAGUGUCAUGAGAGUUCACCUGCAGAUUACACAGAGUAAACGGGCUGUAAACACACAGUCACCACGGUAAUGAGUUUAUGACCUUCCUGCCUCACGCAGAGUUGUAAAACUUUGUGAGGCCUCUGUGCACCUGGGCACUUUGGGGUCACAGCUCUGCCUUACAAGGAGGGCGCCGAGGUGCUGUCCAAGGAUCUGCAGACAGUAAACACCUAGUAACGCUUUUGUGUGCUUUGUGACUUCCCUUCUCCCUUUGCUCUGGGCCCCAUGUCCAAGCAAGGAAGUGCUGAAUCUGGGUCAUUCUACCACUGUCUCCAGCCCAGCUGCCAUGGUCCUGUUUCAAGACCUCAGCCUUUAAAACCAUCAACCCCUAUCCCCCUGAUUCCCGGCACCAGCUGACCCUGUGUGGACCCACCCGUCCAGCUCCCCUGAAACCUUGGUCAGCAGCUUCCUAGGGCCCAGAGUGAAAUUCAGACUCCUGGACCUGACUCUCCAAACUCCCUGGACGGGACUCCAGCCCUCCUGUCCAAGGCCUUUCCCCUCUCCAGCCCCUCCACUUGCUUGACCCUUGCCUCUGCCCCUUUGACUCCAGUCCUUUGGGGUCACUUAACCUUCCCCAAGCAGGUUCUGCGCUUUCCCACUUGGCUUUGCGCACAGUGGACUCUGCGACCAGUCAGCUCCCUGCUGCUGCUUACCAUGUGCUUAGGAAGUGCCCCGUCCAGGGCUGAGGGUCUGUCAGGGUCACGGCAGCAGCUUGUUCUGGGUAUUUACAGCACUCUUUUGGGGCCACUUUCCCUUUCUUCCUCUUAGAACUAAGUGACCUUUACUGGUGUUGCCUUACAUGUCACACUAUAUUCUUUGCUUUGAUACAUACACAGCAUAUACUGUCUCUGUCACCAUAUGUACAUGUCAGAGAUUAGCAAAUGCCAAAAAAAACACAAUGAUCAUCAUACAGUGGUUUUAGUGGAAAUAACCACUGUACCCCAUUGACCCAUGGCGCUAUGAACAUGGCCUGCAAAUUGCAAUCAUUUUGACAUAUGAGACAAGCAGUUCCCAAACUAUCAGGCAGGGCACCCGGGAAUACCCAAGAAUUUUUUCUGGGAAUUUUGCAAGGUCAAAACUAUUUCAGUAAUAGUGAUAUUUGCCUUUUUCACUCUCAUUCUCUCCUAGGUAGACAGACAAAUAUCCCAGUUUAGGACAUGACAUGGGAUAUAGCAACAGAUUGAAAGCAGACACAGAUAUAAGAAUCCAGCUCUUUUCUAUUAAGCCAGAAAAAAAUGCAAAAUGAAGUCACUCUUGACUAAAUUUUUCAGUUCUGAAAAAUGUUUUCCCAUAGAAAAUAUAACUGAAGUCGCUGUGAAAUGGGUUUAUUGUAAGGGAAUUGACUAGAGAAUGUUUUUGAUUGUUCUAAUUUCUAACGGAGUAAGUACUGAUAGGUACAACCCACAUAAACAAAAGGAAAAGGGUCCACAGGGCCAAAACUUUGGAAAACUGCCCUUGACAAAUGAUAGGACCGUCCUUGAACUCUGGAUCAGAUCGAACUCCCUCCCCUGGCUCUUCCCUGCAGCAGCGCCCAGGGUAAGCCUGACAUAAAGCCUCCUUCAAGAGAAUCAUUUUCUAAGGCAGCCCUCACUCUAUCUAUUUCCAGUCCUGUUUGGAGAUCACGGCUGCGCCGGGUGGGAGGAGCCCCGAGUGGGAGGAGCCAGGGUGGGCGGGUCUCGGGUAUGCAGAAACUCAGAGCCUUCCUGUAGACGUCACAGGGCGCCCGGCAGGGAGUGGGGUGAAUCCGCAGCCAUGGCCUUCCGGGAGGCGGCCUGACCCCAGGGAGGCGGGCGCUGCACCACAUGGGCGCCCUGCCCCGGCGGCCGGGCCGCGUCGUGCUCACGCCUGCCCAGAAGCGGCCCUUGUGCAGCGCAUGGCCGCUGGGCCGUCCUGGCCGGCCGACAUGCUGGACCACUACCAGGUGCUACUACCGCCAGGCCUCGCCGGAGAGCAUCAGGAAGGCCGACCACCCACUGGCGCCCAAGUGGCUCCCCGACGGAAACCCUGGGAACAAGGAGGCGGCCUACGAGGUUCUGUCGGAUGCCCAGAAAAGGGACGACCCCGACCGCCACGGCGAGGCGGCGGCUGCGGGCGGCGGCGGCGAGGGCCCAUCCGUGGACGCCUUCACCCCCCCGCGACCCUGCCGACGUCUGCAGGGAGUUCUUUGGGGGCCAAGACCCACUUUCAUUUGACCCCUUUGGAGACCCACAUGCAGAUAUUUUGAGGGGUCAAGAAGCUCCCGCAGAUGCAGAAGGAGAAGC
Messenger RNA from Manis javanica (Malayan pangolin), 2609 nucleotides. The record is from RefSeq and is a predicted model, not a curated record. Lineage: Eukaryota; Metazoa; Chordata; Mammalia; Pholidota; Manidae.